Westerdykella ornata is the source of this 1260-nucleotide messenger RNA. RefSeq lists its product as uncharacterized. Bases 1 to 1260 code for a protein of 419 amino acids. Lineage: Eukaryota; Fungi; Ascomycota; Dothideomycetes; Pleosporales; Sporormiaceae. The record is from RefSeq and is a predicted model, not a curated record. Gene Ontology annotation, molecular function: dipeptidase activity. The transcript has 2 exons.
AUGGAAAAGAGUGAAUUGGAAGAAGAAGGAUAUGUUCUGGUGCAGAAGAAAAGGCCACACAAGCAAGAUGUGGUUCAAAACACAUCGAAGGAGUACCUCGCGGAGAUCGAAGAUUACAUCCAAAAAGUUGCGACAUCGAUAUGGCACCUGAACAACUUCAUACACGAAAACCCCGAGCUGGCGUUCCAAGAGUACAAAGCACACAGAGCAUUGACCGGUUAUAUGAGAUCGCGGAAAGGGUGGCAUGUGACGAUGAAUGCAUAUGGAAUGGAGACUGCUUGGGUAGCAGUAUACGACAGUGGGAAAGCAGGACCUGUCGUGUCCUUUAACGCUGAAAUGGCAGAGCUUAUGGAAGCGCACAGCCUAGCAGGAAAGAUUCUCUUGUUCGGUACCCCUGGAGAAGAAGGCUUCGGUGGCGGCAAAAUCCGUCUUCUCGAGGCAGGCGCCUACUCAGGAGUUGACGUCUCCCUAAUCUCACACCCAGGCAUUUCGAAUAAUAGUGCGAUGGUCCGCACAACCGCAUUUGCCCGCCUUGAGGUUGAGUUCUUUGGACGUGCCGCGCACGCAGCCAGAAGUCCAUGGGCUGGUAUUAAUGCUCUCGACGCCCUGGUGAUUGCAUACAACUCUAUAUCAGCUCUACGUCAACGAACAAUGCUGAUGGAUGUCAUCGGUAUGAGCAUCACCAACGGGGGAGGGCCGCCGAACAUCAUACAUCCAUAUGCUUCCGGGGUUUGCGUAAUUCGAGCAGCCAGCGCGUCUCGGCUUGAAGAGCUCCAACGAAGUGUUAGCGCUUGCUUUCGCGCUGGGGCAGAGGCUACGGGAGCCAAGGUGAACAUAAAGAUCACUCCGGGCUAUGCUGACCACGUCCCGAAUAGUGUUUUGGCGGCCUCAUAUAACAAAUAUUGGAGUUUGUUGCCAGAUCCUCCAGAGCCUCCAAUUCCCCCUCCCGGCCAGUUCACCUGGGUGAAAGCAAGCACUGACCAGGGCAAUAUCAGUUAUGCCAUGCCAAGUGUGAAUGCUAGCUUCGCAAUCCCGCCAGGCGCAGAAGGAGGACAGCCGCACAGUCCAGACUUCGAAAAGGCGUCAGGCACGAAGGGGGCCUUCGAGCGAGCGUUGAGAGUAGCGAAGGCAUUGGCAGGGACGGCAGUCGACGUACUUGCAACUCCCGGAUUGAUCGACCGAGUAAAAGAGCAAUGGAGAAGAGAUAUGGAUAGCAUGAAGACGGCCUUGCAGAGCACGGUCGAUGAUGAAAACACGUGA